This is a messenger RNA of Thunnus maccoyii (southern bluefin tuna), 2692 nucleotides long. It is a transcript of the gene angel2, whose product is annotated as angel homolog 2 (Drosophila). Gene Ontology annotation, biological process: 3'-UTR-mediated mRNA stabilization. The record is from RefSeq and is a predicted model, not a curated record. The coding region runs from base 252 to 2387 and encodes 711 amino acids. NCBI's taxonomy places the organism in Eukaryota, Metazoa, Chordata, Actinopteri, Scombriformes, Scombridae. Gene Ontology annotation, molecular function: 3'-5'-RNA exonuclease activity; mRNA 3'-UTR binding. The transcript has 9 exons.
GACACACUCUCACACUCACACACACACACCCGCAGUGAGGGAGGAUGUGUGCGGACUGCUCUCUUCUCUCAGACCAGCGGUGAUUUUUAACCACACAGUGAAUCAUUAAUCUGUUCUAAGCCGGUUUACUUUGGACUUUAGCGAAAUGGAUUAAUAGGACAUGUCGCACGUUAGAAGCUGACAUCUUUUCUUUUUAAACCGUUUGUAACGGCGCCGCUGUUCUCCAGACGAGGCUCGCUUUUACUCACCCCAUGUUCCUUCGCCAGCUGAGCUCCUUCGGCUCCUCCUUCCUUCGCCGCGGCCGUGCUGCUCCCUGCAGGGCCGGUUUCAGGAGCGGCGGUGCCUCCUCCGCCUCCCCCUCCCGCCCCCAUUUCACCCCCGCUCCUCCUCCAUGGUGGACGGUGCGGGGAUUUCCUCCCUGGCCUCCUCGACUCCCCCGCUCCCACCCAGCAGCCCGUCAGCUUUCCUCCGGUCGGACGUUACACCUCGAGAACAUCAACCCAGGCGCCGCCGCCACUGCCGGUAGCUGGCGUUCAUUCAACACCUCUGCCGGCCUCAUGAUGGAGCGCUCCGACAGAGGGCCGCCACACAAACGGAGGAAGAGUGUAGAAGAGAAGGGCGGCAACGAAGAAAGGGAAAGAAACAGAGGAGGAGCACCGGGAGGAAAAGCAAAGGAUGGAGGCUCCAAGAGGGAGCAGCAUCACCUGGAUCCCGGCGCCGACGGCAGCUUCCGACCGAACCACCGCUUCAAAGAUGGGAAACAUGGAGCUGGAAAAGGCGGCAGUAGGGAAAACAGCAGAGAUAAAGACAUGGAAAGGACUAAAAGCGGGAAUAAAGACAGAGAUGGAAACACGCAGCGAAGAGACGGCGCCGGUAGAGAUGAAACGCCGCAUCGAGGGAGGAGCGCACAUCAGCAGGGAGGACGUAAAGACUCCCAACCCGCAGCGUCCAGGACUCAAACCUCCGGGUUCAAACCUGAGCAGCAAACACAGGUCACGCACAAACCAAACCCCUGGUUUAAAGACCGGGACAGAAGUAGAGACGGAGGAGGGCGUCAGUCCCAGCCUCGCAGCACAGCUCCUCCCCCGAACCCCUGGCAGGUUGCCGGGGCCGACAGGCAGCCGCCUCCGCCUGGAACCUGCCCGCAAGUUCCAGUGAAAGCUCUUCAGAGACAGUGGGAGUCAUCUCCCGCCUGCAGAACAUUUCCGCAGCCGCCGGGAGUGAACGCAGCGUUCGAUUUCUCAGUGCUGUCCUACAACAUCCUGUCUCAGGAGCUGCUGCGGGACAACAUCUACCUGUACCAACACUGUCACCCCGGCGUGUUGCCAUGGGAAUACCGGCUGCCCAACCUGCUGAAUGAGAUCCGGCAGUACGACGCUGAUAUCCUUUGUCUUCAAGAAGUCCAGCAGGACCACUAUGAAAACCAGAUUAAACCUGCUCUACAGGACCUAGGCUACCAGUGUGAGUAUAAGAAGCGAACGGGGAAGAAACCAGACGGUUGUGCCGUCAUCUUCAAAACCUCCCGCCUGUCACUCCUCUCCUCCAAUCCCGUCGAGUUCUUCCGACCCGGCGACGCCCUCCUCGACAGGGACAACGUCGGACUGGUCGUGCUGCUGCGGCCGAACGACGCCGCCGCCCGGUCGGAUCCCUCCGCUUUCAUCUGCGUCGCCAACACUCACCUCCUCUACAACCCCCGCCGAGGCGACAUCAAACUAGCCCAGCUGGCCAUCCUAUUGGCCGAGAUCAAACGGUUGUCCCGCCUCCCGGAUGGGUCGAGCAAUCCGGUUGUUCUGUGCGGAGAUUUUAACUCCACCCCCUUGAGCCCGCUGUACAGCUUCCUGACCACCGGCAGCCUGGAGUACCAGGGCCUGCAGAUCGGCAUGGUGUCGGGUCAGGAGAACAGUCCCAGAGGUCAGCGUCUCCUCACGGCUCCCAUCUGGUCUCACAGUUUGGGAAUCAACCAGCAGUGUCAGUACGAGAACAAACACGCUGCCGAGACGUCGUCCAGCAGCCCGACAGCAGUAGAAGGAGCGAUCUCUAAUCUGACAGUAGAAGAACUUGCAACCAAAGCUGCUGUUUCUUUCCACAGAGCGAGGAUCGAGCACAGCCUGAAGCUGCAGUCGUCCUACCAGCACUGCCUGCCGCCUGACGGGAGACCUGAGAUCACCACCUGCCACUCCCGCACGGCCAUGACGGUGGACUACAUCCUGUACACUCCUGCAGAAUCGAUCGCGUCUCCGUCACCUCCCGGUGGGCGGGGCCUCCAGCUGCUGGGCAGGCUGUCAUUGGUCGGCCAGUCGGAGCUGGAGGACGUAAACGGCCUGCCCAAUCACCAGCACUCGUCCGACCAUCUCCCUCUCCUCGCUCGCUUCCGCUACCAGCGCUGACCUGGAGUGUCGUCACGGCGACACGGGGGGACAGCCAAUCAGAACAUCUCUAGCGGCACGAUGCUAAAAAAAAGGCAGCUCAGGGAUGGAGGGAGCGAUGAAGACGUGUGAUGAUGAACAAGUCGUUGUUACUCAGUGUUUUAUCUCAGCAGGCAGCUUCAGUGGUGCCGUGCAGAGUUUGCACACAUAUCAAGUUCUCAGUCACAUUUUCAGAUCAUCUUUAACCUUCAACAAGAUAAAACAUCCUGAGGUCCAGAUUCAUAAACAACACAUGUUACUACAAAUACUAAUAUUCAUCUGGUUGA